This is a messenger RNA of Perognathus longimembris pacificus (Pacific pocket mouse), 4875 nucleotides long. It is a transcript of the gene Slc12a7, whose product is annotated as solute carrier family 12 member 7. The record is from RefSeq and is a predicted model, not a curated record. Gene Ontology annotation, cellular component: membrane. Gene Ontology annotation, biological process: cell volume homeostasis; chloride transmembrane transport; chloride ion homeostasis. Gene Ontology annotation, molecular function: potassium:chloride symporter activity. Lineage: Eukaryota; Metazoa; Chordata; Mammalia; Rodentia; Heteromyidae.
AGCUGCCGGGCCGCGGAGGCGCCGGGACGGAUCCGGCGGGCGGCGCGGCGCGAUGCCGACCAACUUCACCGUGGUGCCGGUGGAGGGGCGCGCCGACGGCGACGGGGCCGAGGUGGCCGGGCGCGAGGAGACGCCGGGGCCCGCGGAGGAGGACGGGGAGCCCGCCUCGCCCGGCCCGGGAGAUGGGACUCCCAGGGAAAUCAGUCCGUUCAUCAACAAUGUGGAGAUGGAAAGAGAAAGUUAUUAUGAAGGAAAGAACAUGGCACUUUUUGAGGAGGAGAUGGACAGCAACCCCAUGGUGUCCUCACUGUUGAACAAGCUGGCCACCUACACCAACCUGAGCCAGGGCGUGGUGGAACACGAGGAGGAUGAGGACAGCCGGCGUCGGGAGGCCAAGGCUCCGCGCAUGGGCACCUUCAUCGGCGUGUACCUGCCCUGCCUGCAGAACAUCCUGGGUGUGAUCCUCUUCCUGCGCCUGACGUGGAUUGUGGGCGCGGCCGGUGUCCUGGAGUCCUUCCUCAUCGUGGCCAUGUGCUGCACCUGUACAAUGUUGACGGCCAUCUCCAUGAGCGCCAUCGCCACCAAUGGUGUUGUCCCAGCCGGAGGCUCCUACUACAUGAUUUCUCGGUCUCUGGGGCCCGAGUUUGGAGGGGCUGUUGGCCUCUGUUUCUAUUUGGGCACAACAUUUGCGGGGGCCAUGUACAUCUUGGGCACCAUCGAGAUCUUCUUGACCUACAUCUCCCCGAGCGCGGCCAUCUUCCAGGCGGAGGGGGCGGGUGGCGAGGCAGCCGCCAUGCUGCACAACAUGCGCGUCUACGGCAGCUGCACCCUGGUGCUCAUGGCUGUGGUGGUCUUCGUGGGGGUGAAGUACGUCAACAAGCUGGCCCUGGUCUUCCUGGCCUGCGUGGUGCUCUCUAUCCUGGCCAUCUACGCUGGCGUCAUCAAGACAGCCUUCGACCCGCCUGACAUCCCGGUCUGUCUGCUGGGGAACCGCACGCUGUCGAGACGCAGCUUCAACGUCUGUGCCAAGGUGGAGGUGAUCAGCAACGGGACGGUGACCACCGCCCUCUGGGGCCUCUUCUGCAACGGCUCCAGUCUCAGUGCUGCCUGCGACGAGUACUUUGUGCAGAACAACGUCACCGAGGUGCAGGGCAUCCCUGGCGUGGCCAGCGGCGUCUUCUUGGAUAACCUGUGGGGCACAUACUCAGACAAGGGGGCAUUUGUGGAGAAGAAGGGCGUUCCCUCGGUGCCUGUGCCUGAGGAGGGCCGGCCCAGCGGGAUGCCGUACGUCCUCACUGACAUCAUGACCUACUUCACCUUGCUGGUCGGCAUCUACUUCCCCUCCGUCACAGGUAUCAUGGCAGGAUCCAACCGCUCUGGCGACCUCAAGGAUGCGCAGAAGUCCAUCCCCACGGGCACCAUCCUGGCCAUUGUGACCACGUCGUUCAUUUAUCUCUCCUGCAUAGUGCUUUUUGGGGCCUGCAUCGAAGGCGUCGUGCUGCGAGACAAGUUUGGGGAAGCCCUGCAGGGAAACCUGGUCAUCGGCAUGCUGGCCUGGCCGUCUCCCUGGGUCAUCGUCAUUGGCUCCUUCUUCUCCACCUGUGGCGCAGGACUGCAGAGUCUGACCGGGGCACCCCGCCUCCUGCAGGCCAUUGCCCGUGAUGGCAUCGUCCCUUUCCUGCAGGUGUUCGGCCAUGGGAAGGCCAACGGGGAGCCCACGUGGGCCCUUCUGCUCACGGCACUCAUCUGCGAGACCGGCAUUCUCAUCGCCUCCCUGGAUGCGGUGGCACCCAUCCUCUCCAUGUUCUUCCUCAUGUGCUACAUGUUUGUGAACCUGGCCUGCGCGGUGCAGACUCUGCUGCGCACACCCAACUGGCGUCCCCGCUUUAAGUACUACCACUGGACCCUGUCCUUCCUGGGCAUGAGCCUGUGCCUCGCCCUCAUGUUCAUCUGUUCCUGGUACUAUGCCCUCUUCGCCAUGCUCAUCGCCGGCUGCAUCUACAAGUACAUCGAGUACCGAGGCGCUGAGAAGGAGUGGGGCGAUGGCAUCAGGGGCCUGUCACUGAACGCCGCCCGUUAUGCCCUGCUCCGUGUAGAGCACGGCCCCCCUCACACCAAGAACUGGAGGCCCCAGGUGCUGGUGAUGCUGAACCUGGACGCGGAGCAGUGCGUGAAGCACCCCCGCCUGCUGUCCUUCACCUCCCAGCUGAAGGCGGGCAAGGGCCUGACCAUCGUGGGCUCCGUGCUGGAGGGCACCUACCUGGACAAGCACGCCGAAGCACAGCGGGCCGAGGAGAACAUCCGGGCUCUGAUGGGUGCAGAGAAGACCAAGGGCUUCUGCCAGCUGGUCGUUUCCUCCAAUCUGCGGGACGGCACAUCUCACCUGAUCCAGUCAGCCGGCCUUGGAGGCAUGAAGCACAACACGGUGCUCAUGGCCUGGCCCAAGUCCUGGAAGCAGGCAGACAACCCUUUCUCCUGGAAGAACUUCGUUGACACUGUCCGUGACACCACUGCGGCCCAACAGGCCCUGCUGGUGGCCAAAAACAUCGACAUGUUCCCACAAAACCAGGAGCGCUUCAGCGAGGGGAACAUCGACGUGUGGUGGAUCGUGCAUGACGGGGGCAUGCUCAUGCUGCUGCCCUUCCUGCUGUGCCAGCACAAGGUGUGGCGGAAGUGCCGGAUGCGCAUCUUCACAGUGGCCCAGGUGGACGACAACAGCAUCCAGAUGAAGAAGGACCUACAGACGUUUCUGUAUCACCUCAGGAUCAGCGCGGAGGUGGAAGUCGUAGAGAUGGUUGAGAAUGAUAUUUCUGCAUUCACCUAUGAAAAGACACUGAUGAUGGAGCAGAGAUCCCAGAUGCUGAAGCAGAUGCAACUGUCUAAGACUGAGCGGGAGAGAGAGGCCCAGCUGAUCCAUGACCGGAACACCGCAUCUCACACCAUGGCCACCGCCAGGACCCAGCCCCCCUCCACCCCGGACAGAGUGCAGAUGACAUGGACAAAGGAGAAGCUGAUCGCAGAGAAGCACAGGAACAAGGACCCGGGUGCCUCUGGGUUUAAAGACCUCUUCAGCCUGAAGCCGGACCAGUCCAACGUCAGGAGGAUGCACACGGCCGUGAAGCUCAAUGGGGUGGUGCUCAGCAAGUCCCAGGAUGCCCAGCUCGUCCUGCUGAACAUGCCAGGGCCCCCCAGAAACCGGCAGGGCGAUGAGAACUAUAUGGAGUUUCUCGAGGUCUUGACCGAGGGGCUCAACAGGGUCCUGUUGGUCCGAGGCGGUGGACGAGAGGUCAUCACCAUCUACUCGUAACGCCUGACAACACCGAGGACAGUGCCAGCAGCCUGGAGCCAGGCUCAGACUCACCAAGACGCCACGCCGGGGUGGGGGCCGCCCUGUCCCGCGUGGGGCAUCCUCUAGGUGGAAGGUGUUCCUGGCAGUGCUGAGAGGGCAGGUGCAGGACUGGGGGAGUUCUUUGCAAACUUAGUCAUCUAGGGCAAAACUGAGGUUGGUGGGCUGGGACCCGAGAAUGGCCACUGCCCACCAAGAGUCCUUCCCAGACUCCACCUCCAGCUUCCAGGAUCGCCCGUCCAUAGCAGCGUAGUCCAGUCUCGUGUUAGUUACAUUUCACUUCUACCCCGUUCCGAACCUUCGUGGAGAAGCACACGGUCCCUCUGAGCCGGAGGCUGAAGGCCGGGCCCGGCCGCAGGUCCCUGCAGGCUUCUCCGCCUCCUCGGUGCCUCGGUCGCAUGUUUGCGGGCUGGGCAGAGCGCCAGGGGCUGCCCCCUCCGUGCCCCCUGAGCGCACCCCUCCUCGUGGGACACACCCGUCCACACCCCACAGGUAGGCUGUGGGCCGCAGCCACCUGGAAGGGAGGAGCCUCGUGUGUCAGGAGGAGGAGGUCACGUGGGCUACCUACCAGUAGUGUUCAGUCUGGGCUUUUCUCCUUUCGUGGGAACCCAGCCACUUUGCUUUGGAAGCGCGAUGGGUCUCAGCCUGAGUUCGCAGUCAGUGCAGAGACCCCGGUGCCACGGGCAGAGUCUAAAUGUUGUGAUGCCGCCCCGCUGCCCCCUGCAGCGGCACUGCCCGCCCGAGGUGGCGCGCCCCCUCCGCCCCAGCCUUCAGGGAGACCGCCCGGGCCGAGCCCUGGGUCCGCCUCAGGGAGGCCUCGUGGCCCCGCCCGGGCCACGUGCCUCGCACAGUAGGACGGCAGAGCCCUCUGCUUUCCAGGGCCCGACAGAUUUGCACUUUACCCUCAAGCCUCGCCUUGUAGGUCCUGUUCUGUCCCUCGAGCUGUGGGUCGUGGCAGCAAUCCGUGCCUCCUGUUCUGUAUGGCAUAUUUAUUUAUUUAAACGCCCCGGUGGGGUGGUUGUGUUGUCCGUGAAGGGGGUGGAUAUGGCCAGGCCGGGUUGUCUGGCUUCCGGGUGCCCGAGAGAACCCGCCCUGCCUGUGGAGCUGGGGAAGGGCGGAGCCUCCCAGGGGCUGUCUUGGCCACCGAGAGGGACAGCGCACCCGUCAGGGCUGCCCGCAGCAGGCCACUGCCACCCACCCGGCCCGGGCCUCCUUGCUCCUUCCCUCUGGGGCUUAGGUCUGGGUGAAGGCAGAUCCCCCAGCCCCGGGCACAGGCAGGACACCUUGGCCAGCACAGGAAACAGACCCUGGGUGGCAGAGCACGGCUCCAGUCCCAAGUCUCCAUUCGCCGCAGCUGCCUGCCAAGCCGUAGGCCCCUCCGUGCCUGGUCUCCUCCCUGACAAACUCCGCAACCCCAGCAACCAUAGCCAUGCAGAAUUGAAUUCAUAGUGUCGGUUGUUUUUUAAUUUUUAGGUUCUUGUCUUUGUAUGAUUUUUGUUAGUAGAAGAAUAAAGUUCUGAAAUUCGAGU